CAUUUUGGAGCCCUGUGUCAUGUCUGAAUCCGUCGCUUCUGUCAACUCCACGAUUAUUUUGGAGGUCAUUGUCUUUGGGUGUUCAUGCGUGCCAGUCUUUGCUGUAAAUUGUUACCCUAGCAAUGGAAUUUCAUUAUAUAAACCCACCAAGGACGCUUGGCCAGCAUAUCAAAUCUCUUCCUGGUACCAUUUCCAAUAGAAUCCUAAUCCUCCAACGCCAUGGAUUCAGCGAACCCCGAAUUGGAAGCUUGGUCUUCGGAACUCUGCGACUGCUUCUCUGACUGCUUCACCUCGAACCCCAAAUUGGAAGCUUGGUCUUCGGGACUCUGCGACUGCUUCUCUGACUGCUCCACCCGUUGCUUGACGAUUUGGUGUCCAUGCAUCACUUUUGGCCGAGUUGCUGAGAUUGCAGACCGAGGAUAUACUUCUUGUGCUACAGCAGGAGUACUUUAUCUUCUACUUGGUGCGGUAACUGGUUUAACAUUUUGCUACACUUGCUGUUAUCGCAAAAAGAUGCGGCAACAGUUCAAGCUAGAAGAGACCCCUUGUUGCGACUGCUUGGUUCAUUUUUUCUGCCAAGCCUGUGCCCUUUGUCAAGAAUAUCGCGAGCUCAAAAGACGUGGAUUUGACAUGUCUAUUGGAUGGCAUGGUAAUAUGGAAAGGCAAAAUCGGGGAGUGGCCAUGGAAGCUGUUCCUCCUUUUGUGGAAGGUGGCAUGAAAAGGUAGAAAAUCUUCUGCGGGAGAAAUGUAUUAUAUUUCUUAAGUUAAUUUUAAUUUUAAAUAUUUAAUUAGUUAUUUAAAUAAUAUAUAAAAUAAUAUUUAAUUAUAUAAUAAUAUAUCAUCUAAAUAUUUCAAAAUUAUUUAUGUAUAUAUAUAUCAUUACUGUUAUAGUAGGGUAAUGACAUAAUAAAAAUUUGUUAGUGUGGGUGGAUUUAGGAGGUUUGUUUUGCGCAUUUGAUGUAAUAAAUAUGAACCAAUUUGGCACUUGUUUAUCAGAAUUUAGAGUCGUGUGAUUA
Messenger RNA from Mangifera indica (mango), 1016 nucleotides. RefSeq names its product protein PLANT CADMIUM RESISTANCE 2-like. The coding region runs from base 220 to 726 and encodes 168 amino acids. NCBI's taxonomy places the organism in Eukaryota, Viridiplantae, Streptophyta, Magnoliopsida, Sapindales, Anacardiaceae. The transcript is spliced from 5 exons. The record is from RefSeq and is a predicted model, not a curated record.